Molecule: messenger RNA, 363 nt
Organism: Postia placenta MAD-698-R-SB12
Lineage: Eukaryota; Fungi; Basidiomycota; Agaricomycetes; Polyporales; Adustoporiaceae
Exons: 3
Coding region: 1-363 (120 amino acids)
Source: RefSeq, a predicted model, not a curated record
AUGUCUACCGACGCUACUUCCCCCAGCACUCCCGCCACCGCGCACAACGCGGGAGCGAACGCGUCGCCCGCAGACAAAGGCAAGGGCAAGGGCAAGUUUAUCCACGAGAAAGUGACCGACGACAGCGACGACGAUGACGAGGAAGAAGAGGAGGAGGAAGAAGACGAUGACAUGGAGGAGGAUGACCUGGGGGAGAUCGACCCCUCCGCGAUUAUCACCGGCACGCGUCGCACGCGUGGCGUUCGCGUUGAUUACUCUUCUGCCGCGGCGCUGGCCAAGGCCGGCCUCAAGCCCGAGGACGCGGAAGACGAUGAGGGCGAGGAGUCAUUUGUCGCCAAGGACGACGAUAUGCAUGACGACUAG